UCCAGAUCCAAGGUUGGCAGGCUAUGAUUAACCAAAUCGGGUUAUAUGGAAGUGAACGGAACAGAGUCCGUUCCCCUGAGGCGUCUGUGUCUGCAGUGUCGCGUGUUGACAGGUUGGUCUAGGUCUAGUUCUGUGUCUUGCCUUUGGUUGCUGAGAAAGGGCUCUGAUCCAUUGCUGCUCCGUAAAAUUACAUCAAGGGGAUUGUAUUCCUUUUACACACGCCGAAUUUUAAAUGCUUCUUUUUUCGUCCUGUCUUCUGAUUUCCGCUGAAAUCAGCAACAUACUUUGUGCAUUUCCAUGCUUCCUCCGGACAAAGGAAAUCAGCCCCAGAAGUAUGGAGGAAGGCCGUGAUACCAAAUCCUUUCUGGACAAAAGUCAAUUUUAUUCCUCUCCUCUCCAAUGGUCACCACAUGCAAGUAUGCAGUUCCAGUAGUUUGCAACAGCCUCUCCCCCGCCCGAUGGAUGUGCGACAGCCCGAAUUCAGACAUUAUUAUUGCCUAUCAAAACCCAAGAAAUGGAUGGAUGGAUGGGAUAAAUUUUAUCGGUCCUCUCUUCCGAGUGGAAUAGCCAAUUUUGAGAAAUCAGACAGGACAAUCAACAGGGGAAAAGAAAGAAAGAAAAGAAAGAAAGAAAAGAAAGAAAGAUACCGCGAUUCGACGAGUUUUGUCCACCGCGGUUGGUGCAGCUUGUUUGUUGCAGAAUUUAAACAACGG
Molecule: messenger RNA, 713 nt
Organism: Blastomyces dermatitidis ER-3
Lineage: Eukaryota; Fungi; Ascomycota; Eurotiomycetes; Onygenales; Ajellomycetaceae
Exons: 1
Coding region: 46-270 (74 amino acids)
Source: RefSeq, a predicted model, not a curated record